GCGGGGCCCGGGGGCUGUGAGGCCCGGGGCGCAGCCUGGGGACUGGAAUGCCCCAAGGCUCUGGGGCGCACAAAGCGCAGGCGCAGCGGGUUGGGUGGCAGCAGCAUCAAGUAGCGGCCGCUUUGGCAGCAGCAUCGCAGCAGGUGCAGACAGGUUCCUCCUGACUCCGCCCUGGAGAGUCCUUUUGAAGAAAUGGCCCUGGUGAGGGGCGGCUGGCUGUGGAGACAGAGCUCCAUCCUCCGCCGCUGGAAACGGAAUUGGUUCGCCCUGUGGCUGGAUGGGACUCUGGGCUACUACCACGAUGAGACAGCCCAGGACGAGGAGGACCGCGUGCUCAUCCACUUCAACGUCCGAGACAUAAAGAUCGGCCAAGAGUGCCAUGAUGUGCAGCCCCCCGAGGGCCGGAGCCGAGAUGGGCUGUUGACUGUAAACCUACGGGAGGGCGCCCGCCUACACCUGUGCGCAGAGACCCGCGACGAUGCCUUAGCGUGGAAGACGGCGCUGCUGGAGGCGAACUCCACCCCGGCCCCGGCUGGAGCCACCGUCCCUCCCAGGAGCCGCCGGGUUUGCCCCAAGGUCAGGUGUGUGACCCGCUCGUGGAGCCCCUGUAAGGUUGAGAGGCGGAUCUGGGUGCGCGUCUACAGCCCAUACCAGGACUACUAUGAGGUGGUGCCCCCCAACGCGCAUGAGGCCACGUAUGUUCGCAGCUACUAUGGGCCGCCCUACACAGGUCCCGGCGUGACGCACGUAGUGGUGCGGGAGGAUCCUUACUACAGCUCGGGCGCCCCCCUGGCCAUGGGCAUGCUUGCGGGUGCCGCCACGGGCGCAGCUCUCGGCUCACUCAUGUGGUCGCCCUGCUGGUUCUGAGCCCUAGGAUCUGCGCAUAGACCAAAAAGACCCCUUCCUUCCUGGGCCCCAACCUCCACCAUCCAAGCCCUGUCCCACUUUGGCUCCUUCCUUCCUAUUAGCCUCUUCUGGGCUUGUUCAUUCCUUCCACUCCCCACCCCGACCCUCACCCACACACUGUGCUAUCAACCAAGGCACAAACCUAGCUCAAAAUCUUUAAAUCUACCGCUAGACACCCCAGAAAUCCAUUAUGGACACAGGUAGAUAUGUUUUCCGCAAACACACCAGGGCACAGAAAACACAGCUCAUGGGACUUCAAGUUCUCCAGGCACCGAAGACACAGCAGCUCCAGGUUUGGUGGAGCAAACGGGAUUAAACAAACACGUUAACAAGGGGGGGUCGUAGGUAGGUUAGGAGUACAAUUCUUGGCAAGAGUGCAGAUCCCUGAACAUAAUGGCAUGUCCAAAGAAUUAAAAGGAAGUUCAUUUGGGCUGGGGUGUGGGCAGAUCAUGAAGGCUCUCCAAGCUAAGGAACUUGCUGGGUAAGGGGGAGCUGUGAGCUUCUUGGAGAGAAGUGUCAUGGUGAAUAUAUUGCCUGUGUUAGUACCCGAACCCCAAACUCUCCCUGAGUUUAGCCCCAUCCUUCCCACAACCAGAUUUCUGGGUCCCUUGUUCCUUCAGUGCUCAGAAAGUACCUGUUUUCCGUGUCAGGGUGCCUGGAACAGCAGUUGAGCUGAAACUGGAGUCCCAUUGCUGGGGGUGGGUGAGCUCUGCUUGGGACUUCCAUCAAGAAAUGCAUUUCUGUUCUCCAGGAACUUGGCUCCCUGUCAUAGCUGCGGCUGUCACCAUCUCAGGCUUUGUCUCUUCCUUCGGUGGGGGAGAUGGCAGUGUUCACCUCUGAGGCCUGACCCACCUUUGUCUCAGUCUGGGAGGCCCCAGUGUGCCUCCCUGCAGGUGGCCUGGCAGUCUCCCCAUCUGGUUCCCUUCCAGUCUUCUCCCCCAUCCUGUCCCAUCACCAGUAGAAAUGCUAAUAACAUCCCUGCCCAGUAGCCAGAGUAGCCUACUAAAGUUCCCUUCUAGAUAGGGCCUCCAGUUGCCCUGCGGCAGAGACUAAUAAAGGUGCUGUUGGCUCUA
This is a messenger RNA of Phacochoerus africanus (Common warthog), 1979 nucleotides long. It is a transcript of the gene PLEKHB1, whose product is annotated as pleckstrin homology domain containing B1. The transcript is spliced from 8 exons. Gene Ontology annotation, cellular component: membrane. Gene Ontology annotation, biological process: regulation of cell differentiation. Lineage: Eukaryota; Metazoa; Chordata; Mammalia; Artiodactyla; Suidae. The coding region runs from base 193 to 867 and encodes 224 amino acids. The record is from RefSeq and is a predicted model, not a curated record.